Messenger RNA from Pistacia vera, 1449 nucleotides. Its product is annotated as putative disease resistance protein At3g14460. NCBI's taxonomy places the organism in Eukaryota, Viridiplantae, Streptophyta, Magnoliopsida, Sapindales, Anacardiaceae. The record is from RefSeq and is a predicted model, not a curated record. The transcript has a single exon. Bases 1 to 1449 code for a protein of 482 amino acids.
AUGGGAGAGAGUUUUGUGCAAGGGGUACCAAAACUAGAAGAAUUGAGGAUUUGUGGUUGCAAAGACAUAACAUUCAAAGGAAUGGAAUCACAUCAAGAUAUUAGCUCACUUCAUGGAUCGGCUCCCGGGCGCUGUUCCCAAGUUCUUUCCAUGGUGGCAGAGGAAGAAGAAAAGCAACUACAACAAAAGUUUCCCUGCAGACUUCAUAAUCUGGAACUGAGGGAUUGUGAAAACCUUGCAAAGCUACCGCAAAUGCUGCAUAAUCUCAGUUCACUUACAGAUAUAUCAAUAAAAAACUGCUCAAAUCUUGUUUCUUUUGCAGAAGUAGUUGGCUUGCCUUCUCGGCUGAGAUCCAUUACAAUUGAGAAUUGCAAAGCACGGGGAGUUGAAGCAUUGGUGCACAGCAGCAUGACAUCUCUUGAAAGUUUCAAAAUUUCAGAUUGUGAGUCUGUGAAAUACAUUGCAAGAGUCCAGCUACCUCCGAAUCUCAAGCGGUUGGACAUCAAAUAUUGCAAUAACUUACAGACUUUGGUGGACAACGAAGUUUCCGAAAUGCUCGAGGAGAGUAUCAACAGUGGAAGCAGUCAGAACACUUCUCUGCUAGAGUACCUGAAUAUUAAAGACUGUGAAUCUCUCGCGUCCUUGUUGUCACACGGUGAGUUGCCAUGCUCAGUUAAGUGCAUUGAGAUUGAUAAUUGCCCGAAUCUUGUUUCCUUCUCUCCAAGAGGUAAUCUUCCUACGGCUCUUGGAUACCUUAGCAUUCGGCAAUGCUCAAAGCUGGAGUCAAUAGCAGAAAGGGUGAAUGAUAACACAUCUCUUCAAGAGAUUGAAAUCAUGGAUUGUCCAAGUUUUAUUCCAUUUCCAGAUGGAGGGUUGCCCUCCACCAAACUGUCAGCGCUUUACAUAAAUGAGUGUGAGAGACUGGCGGCCCUGCCAAAUGGAAUGUGCAAUCUCUCCUCUCUUCGGAAUUUGAAAAUACAAAAAUGUCCAGGCAUUGUAUCUUUUCCUGAGGAUGGAUUUCCCACUAACAUUUGGUCACUCGAGGUUAAAGAUGCCAACAUCUGCAAGCCAUUGUUCGAGUGGGGAUUGCACAGACUCACCUCUCUUUCUGUGCUCAAAAUUAGCGGAGGAUGUGAUGACGUGGAGUCCUUUCCACAGGAAGAGAUAGGAAUUAAACUUCCAAUCUCUCUAGCUACACUGGAGAUUGAAAAUUUUCCGAAUUUGGAAAGCCUGUCCUCUUCGGUUCAAAACCUAACGUCCUUAGGACGACUACAUUUCCUUCGUUGUCCAAAGCUCAAAUACUUUCCAAAGGGGUUGCCUUCUUCAAUUUAUGAUUUAUAUAUCGAUGGAUGUCCUCUGCUGGAAGAAAAAUGCAAAAAGAAUGCAGAGUAUUGGCCCAUCAUAGCCAACGUAAUCAUGAUCCGCUUAGGUGAAAGGAGGAUAUAUUGA